UCUUCCAAAGCCAGCAAAAUAGAAAGAAAAAAAAAACUGUAGCCCAAAUCAAAGCCCAAUUUCCAAGCGUCACCUGACUCUUUAGUUUUUUUUAUUAUGCUGGUAGGUAAACCCUGACCCAUAUCAUCAAACACUUGGCCAAUUCAUUCAUUCGUACAUCUCAUCUCCACCUCACCCUUUGAAGUUUUAGUUACUUUAAUUCCUCUCCGUCUAUCAGGGACAAAAACUAUUCCAAAAACCAAGCCAACCCAUCGUCUUUCCUUGAUCUGAUCUCUAGUUACCUAGAGUCAACCACAACAGAGACUUUUGGUUUUUGGGGUUGGUCCGCCGUGGUGGGCAUGGCGGACUUAGUGAAACAAAUCUUGGCAAAGCCGAUCCAAUUAGCUGACCAAGUGAGCAAGGCUGCUGAUGAGGCUUCUGCUUUCAAGCAAGAUUGUGGGGAGCUCAAAUCCAAAGCUGAGAAGCUAGCUGGGCUGCUCCGCCAGGCUGCUAGAGCUAGCUCCGACCUCUAUGAGCGCCCCACAAGGCGGAUUAUCGAAGACACGGAACAAGUCCUCGAAAAGGCCUUGUCCCUUGUGCUCAAAUGCCGUGCCAACGGCAUCAUGAAGCGUGUCUUCACCAUCAUCCCCACUGCUGCCUUUCGCAAAAUGUCUUCCCAGCUUGAGAACUCCAUUGGAGAUGUCUCGUGGCUGCUCCGAGUAUCAGCUCCGGCUGGGGAUCGCGGUGGCGAGUACUUAGGGCUGCCUCCUAUAGCAGCAAACGAGCCAAUUUUGUGUCUGAUUUGGGAACAGAUUGCGAUUCUUUAUACGGGUUCGCUUGAGGACCGAUCAGAUGCAGCUGCUUCAUUGGUUUCGCUUGCUAGGGACAAUGAUCGGUAUGGGAAGCUUAUCAUAGAGGAAGGCGGGGUUUUACCCUUGUUAAAAUUGGUCAAAGAGGGGAAAAUUGAUGGGCAAGAGAACGCUGCCAAGGCUAUUGGGCUACUGGGACGCGACCCUGAAAGUGUAGAACACAUGAUUCAUGCCGGCGUGUGUACUGUGUUUGCGAAAAUCCUCAAAGAAGGUCCAAUGAAAGUGCAAGGUGUUGUGGCUUGGGCCGUUUCGGAGCUUGUGGCUAAUUACCCCAAGUGCCAAGAUCUUUUUGCCCAGCACAACAUAAUUCGAUUGCUGGUGAGUCAUCUUGCAUUUGAGACAGUUCAAGAGCAUAGUAAGUAUGCUAUUACUAGCAUCAAAGCCGCAACAAUUCAUGCGCUUGUCAUGGCAAGCAAUAAUAAUCCAAACCCCAAGAACAUGAGCCAGGUGCAUGACGAGGAUGACAAGCAAUUUUACGGUCAAAUUCCUCACCCCUUGGGGAAUAAGAGCCCAAGUCAGAUGCACAAUUUGGUGACUACUACCAUGGCCAUGAGGUCACAGUCCAAGCCACUCGAACCGCAGGGGAAUGAUUCAACUCAAAUCAGCAGCCAUCCCACAAGCAGCAACCACGACAAUGCGAAGCAGAAUCUUCAAGUCCAUCAACCCCAACAUCAGCAAAAUGUUUCUCUUCCAGGGGCUAGUCUUAAGGGUAGGGAAACGGAAGACCCUGCUACCAAGGCCUACAUGAAAGCAAUGUCAGCAAGAGCCCUUUGGCAUCUUUCCAAAGAAAACUCGGCCAUUUGCCGCAGCAUCACUGAAUCAAGAGCGCUGUUAUGCUUUGCAGUUCUCCUGGAGAAAGGGCCCGAUGAUGUUAAAUACAAUUCUGCCAUGGCAUUGAUGGAGAUCACUGCAGUGGCAGAGAAAGAUGCUGAACUGAGAAGAUCUGCCUUCAAGCCCAAUUCACCCGCCUGCAAAGCUGUUGUUGAUCAAAUGCUAAUGCUUAUUGAGAGGGAAGACCCAGACCUCCUUAUCCCAUGUGUCAAGGCUAUUGGAAAUUUGGCAAGGACAUUCAGAGCAACAGAGACAAGAAUUAUUGCCCCGCUGGUGCAGCUUCUCGAUGAGCGAGAAGCUGAGGUUUGCAGAGAGGCUUCAAUUGCCCUCACAAAAUUCGCCUGCUCAGAUAACUACCUCCACAUUGAUCACUCAAAGGCAAUAAUAAGUGCCGGAGGGGCAAGGCACUUGAUCCAGCUGGUGUAUUUUGGAGAACAAAUUGUUCAAAUUUCAGCAUUGGCACUUCUAUGCUACAUUGCGUUGCAUGUGCCAGACAGCAAGGAACUUGCUGAGGCCGAGGUGCUCACUGUGCUGGAAUGGGCAUCCAAACAAUCCUCCAUGACCCAGGAUGAAACACUGGACCUAUUGUUACAAGAGGCCAAGGGCAGGUUGGAGCUUUACCCCAGAAAUGCAAAGGGACUCCCUUGAUCCAAUCAAUAACAGACUCUGUUGUUGAAACCACCCCCCCCCCCCCCCCCAAAAAAAAAAAAAAAAGAAAAAAAAAAAAAAAACGUUCCCUAUAAUUUUCUCUGUUUAAUCAUUCUCAUGGAGUGUACAUACAUUUCAUUCCAUUGUCUUAUGUAAUUGUUUAGAUGUACUUUCAAUCAUCAGAGCUUUGUCUUGUUGAUUCUUCUUCUUCCUCCUGAUUUGCCUACCUUCAUGUAAACACCCAUUUCUUGAUGUUGAACUGUAGUUGGUCGCAAUGCCAUAGGGUGGUUUAUGGAAACAACAAUGUUAUACACACAACAUUUUCUAACGUGUUAAGUAGUAAAUUAUGAUUA
Molecule: messenger RNA, 2680 nt
Organism: Quercus robur (English oak)
Lineage: Eukaryota; Viridiplantae; Streptophyta; Magnoliopsida; Fagales; Fagaceae
Exons: 1
Coding region: 339-2327 (662 amino acids)
Biological process (GO): cell surface receptor signaling pathway
Molecular function (GO): protein binding
Source: RefSeq, a predicted model, not a curated record